AUGUCCGAGAAGGAAUGGAACGCUGUCAUCCGCAACAAUAACCUUUUGAGUGCUCAUCGGCUGGUUUUUUCGAAUCUGGGGCGACUAACCGAUGGAUCGAAGAAGGUCAAGUUUCGCAGAAUUGAGCGUGCUCCCUAUAGUGCCUUCGUUCUAAAACCCAGGAAAUUCGCGUCGCAUGAAAUACUCGACGCAGAUGUCAAGGUCGAAGUUAGUCUCGGCAACCCUUGA
This is a messenger RNA of Penicillium argentinense, 228 nucleotides long. RefSeq lists its product as uncharacterized. The record is from RefSeq and is a predicted model, not a curated record. NCBI's taxonomy places the organism in Eukaryota, Fungi, Ascomycota, Eurotiomycetes, Eurotiales, Aspergillaceae. Bases 1 to 228 code for a protein of 75 amino acids. The transcript has 2 exons.